AUGUUCGCUUCGCUCUUCAACCUCUUCACGACCAAGGAGAAAGCCGCCUCCUCCACGCCGGUCCUCCCUCAACACUCCCGCGAAUCUUUCUGCUCUGCAGAUGCAAUGCUUCCGGCGCCCACUCGCGCCUUCACCGUUCCGGCCCGCUCAACAGGAGCGCGCCCUGCCUCUGAGGCCAAUGCGGUCGACCUCUUCUUCGGCGUUACCGCCCGCCGCGAUGCUACAGGCACCACCGACUCUCGCCACGACGAGCGCCCUGCCGCGUCGUCCGUGAGCAGCAUCACCAAGGAGCUCCCUCCCGCCUAUAUCUAUCCAGUUGGCGCAACCGUCAACGAGUUUGGCGAGGAAGAGCUUCCGACAUACGCUCAGUCCGCAUCUGCCGACUUGGAGCGCGGCGAUGGUGAAGAGCGUGAACCAGUCACCCUCGCCCAGUACUUGUUCAAGUUUGGGUUCCUAUUCCCGCUCUUGUGGUUCUUGAGCUUCAUCAUCCUGCUUUCGCCCUUGUCCGCCCCUACCGAUUGGGAAGCAAACAAGACGCCCGCACAGCGCGCACGGAUGCUCCAACGCAUGCGCGCUUCCGAGGUCCGCUGGGCACGCCGCUCACUCCUCGCUGCUACCACCUUGACUGCAGUCAUCGCCGCCAUCGUCGUUAUUGUCAUCUUCGUCAAGCGCACAACGCAUUGA
Peniophora sp. CBMAI 1063 is the source of this 684-nucleotide messenger RNA. The record is from the annotation of a GenBank genome assembly. NCBI's taxonomy places the organism in Eukaryota, Fungi, Basidiomycota, Agaricomycetes, Russulales, Peniophoraceae.